Molecule: messenger RNA, 6834 nt
Organism: Oncorhynchus tshawytscha (Chinook salmon)
Lineage: Eukaryota; Metazoa; Chordata; Actinopteri; Salmoniformes; Salmonidae
Product: bromodomain-containing protein 4
Biological process (GO): chromatin remodeling; positive regulation of transcription elongation by RNA polymerase II
Cellular component (GO): chromatin; nucleus
Source: RefSeq, a predicted model, not a curated record
GCCGAGCCAUUUUCAGCGUUGAAUAACCACCGCACGCCGCUUGCUGUGUGUGUGUUUGAGAGAGCGAAGAGCUACGAGAGAAAGGAAAGAAGCAAGCUCUCCUGGAUAUUUAUUUUUUUACCGGAGCCCUCUCCUUCCUUUCACACUCUUACUGCUUGUGAGGGGGAGGCCCGGGGUGGACACACAAUGGGGCUAGGAGCCUGUGGCUACUGGGCCGUUGUAUUGCUGCUGAGAGGGGGAGGGGGUCGAGCGAAGGAGACCGGCACACACAGCUAACUCAGCCAGCCGGCUCCAGCCAGGCCUCAACAGGCUCAAUCUUACCCCGCUCCCUUGCCCUUUUCUGUUUUUUUGUGGGGGUUUUUCAAGGAAUACCCCUCACUUAAACCUGGAUCAAUGGAUUAAUCGUGUGUGGAUUAUUGUUUUCGAUUUCCGAUUUCUCUCUUCCUGUGUUUGUGGGAUAAGGAGAGAAAGGGAGCCAAACUUCUCCUGUUUUCUUUUUUUGCUUUGUGUUGAGGGAAGCUUCUAGAUGGAUUACAAGAUGCAUGCUAAAUCUAACAAUCUGCUGGAUUUUCAGACUCUGGAUGCCCUCUUGGAAAAAAUUGCACAUUAUUCUUCUGUAUCUGUGAAAAGAGAGCCUAGUGAGGAGUGCAAUGGAAUCAUCGGUGCUCUCUCAGUGGAGUCGUCCGCGCCGCCGUCGAGACUAAACAGCUGGUGUCCCGCGGCCUCCGCCGCCCCUACCCCAACCCUUACCCCUGCUCCAGCCCCUGUGCCCGCGCCCCCAGUCACCUCUGCAAGAAUGGGGGACGGCCUGGACGCAACCACAGUGCAGAUGUCUUCGUCGGGCAGCAGUAGUAGCAGCCAGGGGGGGCAGCCCCAGCCAUCCACCUACGUUCCAACCGUGCCAGAGUUUAACCCGCCGCCCCCGGAGUACAUCAACUCAUCGCAGCCCAAGCGGCAGACCAACCAGUUGCAGUACCUGCUGAAGGUGGUGCUGAAGACCCUGUGGAAGCACCACUUCUCCUGGCCCUUCCAGGCACCCGUCGAUGCUGUCAAACUCAACCUGCCGGACUACUACAAGAUUAUUAAAGUUCCUAUGGAUAUGGGAACAAUCAAGAAGCGACUUGAGAACAGCUACUACUGGAACGCCCAAGAAUGUAUUCAAGAUUUCAACACCAUGUUCACCAACUGCUAUAUUUACAACAAGCCUGGAGAUGACAUAGUGUUAAUGGCUGAGCAGCUGGAGAAGAUGUUUCUCCAGAAGAUUACUGAGAUGCCCCAGGACGAGACGGAGAUUGCUGUCAUGACCUGCAAGGGACGAGGCCGGGGCCGACGGGAAGGAGGUCUGAACUUGAAGCCAGGCCCGACUAUGGAUUCUCCGUCCACCACCCCCCAUACACGGGGCUUCUCAAGCCACUCCCCAGGCCCUCAGACCAGAGGACCACCAGUGCAGCAACAGACCCAGGACCAGGGGCCACCAUCUCUACCUCCUCAGCCCCUCAUGCAGGCCCUGCCCUCCCGCGUGCCCCCAACGCUACCUGUCCACACCCAUGCCCAUGCGCCACAGCUGGGGGCCCCCUACUCACUGGCCCCGUCGGACCUGCCUCUCCAGGCCCCUCCUAAGCUCCCGAUUAUGACCUCCGUGCCUCCUCCACCCACCCAGACCACUCUGCCCCCCACCUCCAUCCAGAGCACUGCCCCCAUACUGCAGAACCCCGUGCCCAUGGCCAAACAGAGAAAGAGCCAGAAGAGGAAAGCAGACACGACCACCCCCACGGCCAACGACCAGCUGAGUGAGUCUUCUCCAGCCGAGUCCAAGUCGGGGAAGACACUGCCGCGACGUGAAAGCGCCAGGCCCACCAAGCUAAUCAAGAAGGAGGCUCCAGACUCCCAGCACCACCUGGGCCUUGGGAUAGGUCUCGGUCUAGGGGGACCUGGAGGACCAGGGGUAGGGGCUCAUAGCCCCAAGCAGCAGGAGCAGCUACGGUACUGCUCCAGCUUGGUCCGAGACAUGUUACAUAAGAAGCACGCGGCCUACGCCUGGCCCUUCUACAAGCCAGUAAACGUGGACAUGCUGGGGCUGCACGACUACCACGACAUCAUCAAACACCCCAUGGACCUUGCCACUGUCAAGUUGAAGCUGGACAACAGGCAGUACAGAGACGCCCAGGAGUUUGCUGCCGACGUGCGGUUAAUGUUCUCUAACUGCUACAAGUACAACCCACCUGACCACGAGGUGGUGGCUAUGGCACGCAGACUACAGGACGUGUUUGAGAUGCGCUUUGCCAAGAUGCCAGAUGAGCCCGAGGAGAUGUUGGCUUCGGCUCCUGCCCCCGUGCUGCUCCAGUCCUCCGCCCCCAUCAUCAAGGCCCAGCCGCCGCCCAUCCUAAACCCUGCCUCUUCCAUCCUAGGUCCUGCCUCCUCGGUCAAACACCCCGCUUCAUCCUCGGACAGCUCCAGUGAUUCUUCUUCUGAGUCGGAAUCCUCCACAAACGACUUGGAGGAGGAGAGAGCCCAGAGACUGGCCGAGCUACAAGAACAGCUCAAAGCUGUCCACGAGCAGCUGGCGGCCCUCUCGCAGCCACAGGCCAGCAAACCAAAGAGAAAAGAGAAGGAGAAGAAGAAAGACAAGCACAAAAGGAAAGGAGCGGUGGAGGAGAUCCCGGAGCCGGCCAUUCAGUUCCCCAAGAAGACCAAGAACAACAACAGCAGCAGCAACAACAAGGAGCUCCUGCCCAAGAAGACCAAGAAACCCAGUAAGAAGGAGGGAGGUGCGGUGAAGAACAACCACUCUGCAGCCCUGGGCCCUCAGGCAGCGCUGCAGCCCCCAGCUCUGCAGCCCGUGUCGGGCUUGGGGGAGGGCCUGGAGGACGACCCGGCUGCAGCUGGAGCCCCCGGGGAGAAGGGUAGGCCCAUGUCGUAUGAGGAGAAGAGGCAGCUGAGUCUGGACAUCAACAAGCUGCCCGGCGACAAGCUGGGUCGUGUGGUCCACAUCAUCCAGUCCAGAGAGCCCUCGCUGAAGAACUCCAACCCCGACGAGAUCGAGAUAGACUUUGAGACGCUCAAGCCGUCCACGCUGAGAGAGCUGGAGAGAUACGUUUCGUCGUGCCUCCGCAAGAACAAGAAGAAGGUUCCUGUGGCAGAGAAGACCAUGGAGGCCAUGACUGCCGCCAAGAUCAAGGCCAGCUCCUCCUCUGACUCCGACAGCAGCGACUCCAGCUCCUCAGACAGUGAUGAGGAGAAGGGAAUCCCUCCUAAACAGAAACAGAAGAAAGGCCACGGGACCAACGAAGGGAAGAAGCCCCAUCUCCACCAUACCAUGUCUGGAGCUGGGCCCCUCCCCCAGGGCCACCCUCACCCCCAGGGCCACCCUCACCCCCAGGGCCACCCACCCCCAGGGCCACCCUCACCCCCAGGGCCACCCUCACCCCCAGGGCCACCCUCACCCCCAUGGCCCUCACCUCCAUGGCCCCCUCACCCCCAUGGCCCCCCUCACCCCCAUGGCCACCCUUACCCCCAGGGUCCUGUCCUGCAGCCCAGCAUCCACCUGAAGCAACAACAGCACCAUAACCCCUCCCCCGCCACCUACAUGGCCCCUCCCCCGGUAACGGUCACGGCGUUGGAGUCCUCCCAGUUGCUGGAGAACACGUUUGAUUUGCUGCCCCACUUCGGCCAGCAGCCACUCAUGCACCUGUCCCAGCACCACCACUCCUCGUCGCCUGCCUUGCCCCCCCACCUCAACGUUCACUCGGCAGCGGGGCCGGUGUCCCCGGAGACGCACCCCUUUCUCAACCAGCACCCCAUCCACCCCAACCCUCCCAACCCUAACCCAGCUUUGCACAACGCCUUGCCCCAGCAGCCAUCUCGACCCAGCCACAGGGCAGCAGCUCUACCUCCCAAACCCCCGCAGCAGCAGCAACCAGCGACCCAGCCAACCCUACUACUACAACAACAACAACAACAGCUCCAGCCACAAGCCCCUCCACCCCAGCACCACCUCCAGCCACAUUCUCCACCCCGCCCCCCCAGUCCCUGCAGCAGCGGCCCCUUUCCCCCCACCCUCACCCCUCAGGGUCUGAUGUCCUCCCUGCCCCCGAUGCUCCUGGAGGACGAUGAGGAGGUGAUUCCGCCCUUACCCCUCAGCCAGGUGCAUCUCUACCUGCAACAGCUCCAGCAGGGACAGAGCCAGGGAAGACCUGGCCAACAACCACACAAUCCCCAGCAGAUCAUGCAGUCUCUCCAGAUUCGCCAACAACAACAGAACCAGGCUCCCCUCCUGCAGUCUGUACAGGUCCAGCCCUCCCAACCCUCUCUUCAGCCACCCCAGCUCUCAGUCCAGCUCCCCCAGCCCCAGUCCAAACCCACCCCCUCGCGCCAGCCCCAGCAGAUCCUACCCCCGCACCAGGUAGCCCGCCACCUGCAGCAGCAUGCACAGAUGGGUUACCCCUCCCAGGGGCCUGGGGUGCAGCAGACGGGUCAGUCAGACAGGCACGCCGCUGCAGGGCAACACAAGGGUUCCAUGCAGUCCUCCGCCAAAGCACAGCAUAUCAUCCAGCAACACCUCUCCCCUCGACAGAUCAAGGCUGAUCCAUACAACAGCGGGCACCUAAGGGAGAACCCCUCCCCCAUCAUGAUGCAUUCCCCCACCUCCCCCAGUAUCCCCCAUAACGCACCAGUCUCCGCCACACAACCUGAGCAGCGUGCGCCCCCGGCCCUGGUAGGCUUGAAAGAAGAGAAGUUGCCUCCCUCUCCAGUGAUGAGAGGAGGAGAGCCUUUCAGCCCAGCCAUGAGACAAGACCCUCACAAACACCUAGAUUGCCACAGCAAGCCCUCUCUACCAGGUCACACACAGCAGAGAUCAGAUGUAAAGUCGAUGGACAGCUCUCGGCCGGUCAUCCGUUCCUCAGAGCCCAGCGGUCCUCCCUCCUCCUCCUCCCUGCCAGACAAGGACAAGUUCAAACAGGAGCCCAAAACGCCCGUUGCGCCCAAAAAGGUACAGGAUGUGAAACUGAAGAACAUGGGUUCGUGGGCCAGCCUGGCCCAGAAGCCCACGUCAGCGCCCUUGUCUGCAGUGAAGUCGUCUAGCGACAGCUUCGAGCAGUUCCGCCGGGCCGCCCGGGAAAAAGAGGAGAGAGAAAAGGCUCUUAAGGCCCAGGCAGAGCAGGCUGAGAGGGACAAACUGCGCCGGGAGCAGGAGAAACUACGUGGUCGUGACAGGGAUGAUGAGGAUAUCCUGGAGCCUCAGCAGCAGUCGAGGAGGGUUCAUGAGGAGCCUCGAAGCAGACGUCUGGAGCAGCAGCAACACAUCCAGGCCCCCCAACCCCAGCAGCAACCCCAGGCACCAGCCCCCCAGGCCCAGCCCGCUGCCCUCCCCCAGCCCCCACAGGCCCCCACGCCGCCCCAGCCCUCAGCCCAGGACCAGCAGAGGGAGCUAGCGCGACGCCGCGAGCAGGAGAGGAGGAGGAGAGAAGCGAUGGCGGCAACCAUUGACAUGAAUUUCCAAAGCGACCUGAUGGCUAUCUUUGAGGAGAACUUGUUCUGAUGACGAGAGAACCCCCAGAAAUGUAAAACUGCAAAAAUAACACAUAAUGGAAUAAUGAUUAUGGAAUGGAACAUUUCUUAUGAAAUGGAAUCUUCUGUAUGACAUCACAGAUGGUGGGGGGGGGGUAAAUGAACCAAGAUACAGGACGUGAAUUAAACAAUCCCCCCGCAGAGCAGAGAGGGUGAUCUUCAGCUGGACUGGCCCAGACUGGCGAGAUGCUACUGGGCUGUUACCUGCUCUGCUAUGCAGCCUCUUUGGAAGUAAGAUGCCACAUUGAAGGAGCAACAUAAACAGGAUAUUUUCAACCACGUUUGGUGUCAUUUCUCUGGGGAUUUGACCCUUGUUGUUGCCCCUGGCAACAAGACAUGAGGGACAGGACUCCUGGUGGUCAUGUAAUGUCACACCUGUUUGAUACUUUCACAUGGGACAGAGCAAAGGAGAACAAUGUUGUAAAUGGAAGUUAAAGAUGAUAACAGAAAAACACAGUAACAGUGACAUGCUCUGAGAAACAAAGUACUGAUGCGUAUGUACAGACCGAGACCGAGGCGCUCAUAUAGACUGCCAAGACAGAUGUCUUUCUGAUAAGAGGAGAGGCAGAAUAAGUAUUUUUAUGUGAUCUGCUUUUCAUUUUGUUAUAGAAAGAACACAUGAAAGGAAAUGGUGGGGACAUGUGUGUGUAUAGAGGGGGAGGGAAUUUAACUUCUGACAUUUUUGUCAGGAGAGGAGGUACAGUACAGCUUUGCCUUCUGCCUCACUCCUGUCCAUUGUCCACACACACACACACACACACACACACACACACACACACACACACACACACACACAGACAGUACAUAGGCCUAUCUCUCCCUUGCCUGGGCAUACGAACAAAUCAGUAACAAAGUAUGGGACAGUCCGCCGGCAGCGGGAGGGAGAAAGCGGAUUUCUUUUUUCAUUAUGUAGGAUCUACUGUAAAGAGGUAUUUUCUUAUUCUAUGAUUACUGUUUAUUUGUUUGUUUUUAUAUAUAUUUUUUGUUUUUACCCCUCCCUCCCCAACACACUUCCCCCACCGUCUAUGCCAAACAACCAUUACCUUUUUAAUGCUGAACUCCUCCCACUUCUCCUUUUUUUUAUGCUUCUUUGUUCAAAUAAAGUGUUUUUUUUUUCUUAAUAUAUAAAUAGAUUUUUUUUUCCCUUGUCCUCUUUACCCCUCUUCAAACAAAGCAUUUAGGUAGUUUUUUUAAGAGGAUAAAACCUAAUAUAUGCAUUAUUCCAUCAAGUGUUAAUUAAUUAAAGAACCAUUUGAAGUUGUCAUA